This is a messenger RNA of Girardinichthys multiradiatus, 2617 nucleotides long. RefSeq names its product sideroflexin 5b (gene sfxn5b). Gene Ontology annotation, biological process: monoatomic ion transport; citrate transport; mitochondrial transmembrane transport. The record is from RefSeq and is a predicted model, not a curated record. The transcript is spliced from 14 exons. NCBI's taxonomy places the organism in Eukaryota, Metazoa, Chordata, Actinopteri, Cyprinodontiformes, Goodeidae. Bases 287 to 1264 code for a protein of 325 amino acids. Gene Ontology annotation, molecular function: monoatomic ion transmembrane transporter activity; citrate transmembrane transporter activity. Gene Ontology annotation, cellular component: mitochondrial inner membrane.
AAUUAUAGGGCCAACCUGACACCUAUAUGAGCGCAUCAGUCGUUAUCUCUCCCAAGAUCAGUCCGAACAGUUAUGCAAUGACUUUCAGCUUAUCGAUUAUUUGGGAUGUGUAGUCAUGCGCAUCAACUUUGCCAGUGUUAAGGCAAAGGAAAAAACUACAAGUCCCGGCAGGCGUAGGGUCGCGUUGCUUCGCCCGUGUUGCUCGCGCUCGCCGACUGUAGUUGCUCGACUAUAAAAAUCCGUUUUAAUGAUUCAGUUCGUGAAUAAAUAAAAAGAGUUUGGUGUCAUGGCGGAAUCUGCAUCAUGUCCUGCUUUCCAGCUCGGGAGACCCAGAUACGAUCAGACUUCAUUCCUUGGACGUCUAAGACACUUUGUUGACAUCAUCGACCCCAGAACCCUGUUUGUUACAGAGAAAAAGUUAAAAGAAUGCAUCAAACUCCUUGAUGACUAUAAAUACAGCACACUUCCUCCUGGAGUGUCUGCAGAUCAGUUGUGGGAAGCCCAGAAGAUUAAACAGGCUAUCAUUCACCCUGACACAGGAGAGAAGAUCUUCAUGCCAUUUCGAAUGUCAGGUUAUGUACCAUUUGGAACACCAAUUGUCAUAGGCCUUCUCCUCCCAAAUCAGACUGUGAUGUCUACCAUUAUAUGGCAGUGGUUGAACCAGAGUCAUAAUGCCUGUGUGAACUAUGCCAACCGGAAUGCCACAAAGCCUUCUCCCACAUCUAAGUUUCUUCAAGGCUACGUUGGAGCUGUGACUACUGCUGUCUCUAUUGCAGUGGGACUGAAUGCCCUGAUUCAGAAGGCCAACAAGCUGAGUCCUUCCACCAGAGUGAUUAUACAGAGAUUUGUCCCCUUCCCAGCUGUAGCAAGUGCAAACAUUUGUAACGUAGCUCUGAUGAGACACAAUGAGCUGUCUGAAGGUAUCGAUGUACUGGACAACAACGGCAGCGUGGUGGGAUCCUCCAAAAUUGCUGCUAGACACGCAAUAAUGGAGACCGCCUUCACACGUGUGGUCCUUCCUAUGCCAAUCUUUGUCCUGCCUCCCAUCAUCAUGUCCUACCUCGAGAGGCUGCAAUUCCUGCAGAGAAACCGCAGACUUCUGCUGCCCAUCCACAGCAUUGUGUGCCUGGUUACAUUCGGCCUCUCUCUGCCUGUGGCCAUCAGCCUCUUCCCUCAGAUGUCUCAGAUCGAGGUGUCUCGCCUUGAGCCGGAGAUUGCCAUGGCAACGGAUUGCAGAGUGUUGACCUACAACAAGGGUUUAUGAUAAAGACGGGACGCGAGCACAAAACUGAGACUGCUUUAUGACUGACUGGAACUGAGAACCUACUGCAGGGUUUGGGGGCUGUCUGAGACAUAAUUAUUAGAGUUGUUCUAUUUGCCCAACAUUCCUAAACCUGUUCUCAUGCAGGGAAGUGCUGCACUCACUGAGCCACGGUGUAUUCAGAAGUACAGCCUAGAGAUUAUUUCCUUUGCUACAGCUGUUCAAGAACCUUCUACUUUUACUUUCAAACCCCUUUUUAGCAAUAAUGUAUUUCUGAUAUUUACAGGGUAUUGUUCUCUGCACAUGCUGUUGGUGUAUAGCAGCAAUUUCUGUAGCACAAUCUACUUAAAUAGGGUUCCAUUAAAAUCUUUCUUCUAGGUUUCAUUAUGAAGUGGUAUAAAGAAGCUUUUCCUGAACUGUUUUUAAAUCAGAUGUGGAGAAAUGCUAUGAUAUUUGUUCUGGGUGGUGUUUCUUUCAUUCAGUACAGUUACAUUUCCAUGUUCAUAAUCUUUUCCCCUGCUAAGUGUUGAACUGUCAUCACAGCUCUGGCAGCUGGUGCUGUGAUGUUUGCUUAUCUGUCAGUGUUUUGCUGCGAACAGCUGCCUGUGAAGUCUGCGAGCUGGGAUAGAAGCAGCAGGAUGAAAGAAGGUAUUGAGUUUUGUAGAGCAGAGGGCAGCUGCGCAGUCUGUUGAUUCUUCCCCCUGCAUUAAUAUUGCUAAAAGCAACUCUCAAAUACCAUUAAUGCACAGAACUCUCCGCAUUAAUUGACAUCCUGGUAGAGAUGUGCAACUGCCUUAAAAUUAAUCUCCAAAAAUGAGUGAAGUCACAAGGUCGUUUUGUUGUAACUUAAACUAAAGUUGUAAAAUAGAACAGUAGUUUCUGAAGGAUAUAAUUAAUCAGGGAUGCUUCAAUUAGUCUAACUUGUCAAUUCAUCACCAUUUAAAUGUGUUUUACAUCUAUAUUGUUGAAUAGUCAGUACAAAUGUUAACUGGUCAUGUAUUAUCCGACGAGUUUUAGCUGUGAGGUCUGUCCCUGUUUACUGGGGUAUGAUAAACCUCUGCUGCAGCUGUUUACUGAUUUAUAAACUGAUAAAUAUAAAUAGAACAGCUUUUUUAACCCACGUAAUGUGAAACAGCAUUCACAACUCCUAAUAUGGUAUUAUUUUUUUCCUGUCUUAAUAGUCCUACUACACCAGUGACUGUUAUACAAGCUCGGCUGUAGAUGCAUUAGGUGCAUUAUUUUAAACGUACUGUAUGUAUACCAUAAAUAAGAGAUAAAAUGGAUUGUUUUUAAUCCUGUGUAUUAAAUUUUUUUCUGCCACAAACAUAUUAAACGUUUCCUGUCAUAUAUGUAAAA